Frieseomelitta varia is the source of this 6179-nucleotide messenger RNA. RefSeq names its product calcium/calmodulin-dependent protein kinase type 1 (gene CaMKI). The coding region runs from base 899 to 2266 and encodes 455 amino acids. The record is from RefSeq and is a predicted model, not a curated record. Gene Ontology annotation, biological process: protein phosphorylation. The transcript has 9 exons. NCBI's taxonomy places the organism in Eukaryota, Metazoa, Arthropoda, Insecta, Hymenoptera, Apidae. Gene Ontology annotation, molecular function: calcium/calmodulin-dependent protein kinase activity; ATP binding; calmodulin binding.
CGAUAGUAAGAGUUCUACGCGUGGCCAACUAAAGCAUAGCUGUGAUAGCAUUGAUAUACUUGGUUGUGAGAAUCACUGUUGCAUCGUAUUGCCGCAACUUUUACUGUAUUAUCAUCGACGGAUGCACGAUGUUCGUGUGAUGCAAUUGCGGGCAUACGUACGCACAGUUUUCGUAGUACGACAGUAUCAUGAAAGAGAAGCAUCGAGUAAGAGAUGCGUUGAUUUUAGUUGAGGACUGAGCAUCAUGAUCAAUCCAGAUGUUAAUCUCCCAGUAUCGAAAGAAAAUAGAUAAAAGGGAUAGUUGCCGAUACUACAAAGUGGGAUAGAGAGAGACCAGAAGAUAGAGUGGAGAGGAUUUAGCGCAUAGACCACCGGAGGAGCUAUCUCUGCUACAUAGUACAAAUCAUACCGCGAGGGCGCGAGGUCGCGACCCUGAGCCCGAUACACGGAAUAGAAUACGUUUCGGUAGCGGAAUAGUGCGCGGAACGAAUACGUGUCAAACAUUGGUCCACGGAUCAUUCGCGAUCAUUCGUUCGCGAAAAGGUCAAGAGUUCAUGACAAUUCACUGACAUGAAAUGAUGAUUUUACUCAUCAUUUGACGACGAUCUUCUUUUCCCUCCCUUCAUUUAUCACUGCCUGGAACGAUCAAAACCUACUAAUAGGCAAAACGACGAAUUUCUCCCCCUGUCUCUUUCUCAUUCUCUCUUUUACUCUCUCUUUCUCUUUCUCUCUUUCUGUCUAUCUGUCUCUCUCCUUAAACGAGUAUUUCGUUGACCAGUGGUUAUAACCUGUCAGCAUUGAAUAUUCCUGCGUAUAUCAUCCAGGAAGAUUUUGCAAUUGAAAAGGAGAAUUCUGUGGAUCGGACAGUGAUACUGCAUAGUGAUAAAACAACCCGAAGAUGCCGCUCUUCGGUAAGAAGGAUUCGAACAAAAAAAUCAAGAAAGAUGGGAAAGACGACAAAUCGCCGUCUGUUGAGGACAAAUACAUCCUAAAGGAGUUACUUGGAACGGGUGCUUUCUCUGAAGUACGCCUGGCAGAAAGUAAAGAAAAACCUGGUCAAAUGUUUGCUGUGAAAAUCAUUGAUAAGAAAGCAUUGAAAGGGAAAGAGGACUCUUUAGAAAAUGAAAUAAGAGUGUUACGAAGGUUAACACAUCCCAAUAUUGUUCAACUAUUGGAGACAUUUGAAGAUAAACAUAAGGUUUAUUUAGUUAUGGAAUUGGUUACUGGUGGAGAACUAUUUGAUAGAAUUGUUGAAAAAGGUUCCUAUACAGAGAAAGAUGCAUCAGGUUUAAUAAGACAAGUUUUAGAAGCUGUUGCUUACAUGCAUGAUCAAGGAGUGGUGCACAGGGAUCUUAAGCCUGAAAACCUUUUAUAUUAUAGUCCAGAAGAAGACAGUAAGAUUAUGAUUAGUGACUUUGGCCUAUCAAAAAUGGAAGACUCUGGUGUUAUGGCAACUGCUUGUGGUACUCCAGGAUAUGUUGCUCCAGAAGUCUUAGCACAAAAGCCAUAUGGAAAAGCUGUAGAUGUAUGGAGUAUAGGAGUCAUUUCUUACAUUUUAUUAUGUGGUUAUCCUCCAUUUUACGACGAAAGUGAUGCGAAUUUGUUUGCACAAAUUUUAAAAGGUACUAUUCUAGUUUUUGUAUGCUGCUAUAUACAUACUAGUGUAACUGUUAUAGGUGAAUUUGAAUUUGAUUCGCCGUACUGGGACGAUAUCAGUGACUCUGCAAAGGAUUUCAUUCACAAAUUGAUGUGCGUCAAUGUUGAGGAGCGCUAUACUUGUAAACAAGCCCUUGCACAUCCUUGGAUAUCCGGCAAUGCAGCUAGCAAUAAAAAUAUCCAUGGCUCCGUAGGAAAGUCUUCCUCUUCUCUCAUGGUUGCAGCAAGCCUACCACGCAGCCACGGUCAUACGUCAAAUGCAACGGCUGGCACUCACCAGCGGCCAGUUGCAGCAGGGCCCAGGAUCAACAGACCCCUCCAGCGGCAACCCCACGCCAUACCCCGAUCAAUCGCAAUCCAACCCCAGUCACCAACCCAGAUCAGUGGAGCCUCAGACCAACCUCAAUUGAAGGAAAUACGCGAGUCACCAUUGCCGGUGUCAAACUUGGUGGCCUCGAAUCCUAUUCCCAUUCCGAUCACUCCAAACUUACCAUUCUACUUACGCAACAAACGCUUCAAGCUGUGGGGUAGCACACGCACUGCUCUGUCUAUUCUAUUUCAAACGAAUGUAUCGUAUCUUAGAAAGCAAAGAAAAUAUAAGAAAAGCUGAGUCACGCUGCUACGUUUCUUCUAAUGAAAAAUAUCAGAGUUAUCGGAUGGCCGAGUUUAUUCUCUUACCGAUGAUUAUUAUCUGAAUAAUGGUAAGAGCUUGUAUUUCAGCUAAUUUGCUUUAUUGUGGUCUCCUGUGACAUGGUUACCACCGAUCGUGUAUAUUACAAAAUUAUACACGCUCGCAAGUGCGCGCACGUAUACACACUUAACACACAUAUAAACAGCCCGUACGAUAAGGCGAUUUCCUGAAUGUUUUAUCGCCCUUUUCAAUUUUGCAGGCUUUGUUUCAACAAUUUAAGUAGAUCUCACUGUGUUGAUACAUAUUUCACAGUAGAGUAGUAAAUCCUGUAGCCGUCAAUAAUGAUUUUAAAUGAUGAUACGUUAACAGCAUUGAUUUGAUCAAGUAAAGACAUAGUUAAUAUAUUUAGAUAUCUAAUGCAGAUUGUGAAAUCCUUUGACACAAGGAAGGUUUUGCUCGAUCAAAUCUACUAUAUGUAUAAAAAAAAAAGAAAAAAGAAACAAUGUGAACAGUACAACGACAAGUUUUUAUCUUUUAUAAGGUUUGGUGUAAUGAAUAGUAGCUGUUUAGAUGAUUUUUUGCAAUGUGAACAUCUUAGUAUAUUCUGGUAAAAUAUGUUUUAAAUUUCACAAAAACUGAUACGCAGCCUUUUACCCAGUUUUUCGAAAGAACGAUACGAUAAAAUAUAACAUCUUUUGAAAUAGCAAUUUUUCAAGAAACAUGAAACAAAAGACAAAAUAAAGUAAGUUUAUGGAUCACUUCGGACAAGAAAAAAAAGAAAUUCUUGCCAUAUGGAAUCGUGUUGUGAGAUUGUAUGAGAUCUGAUUUUUAUCGAUAUUUGUUUUUAUGUUUCUCCGAUAAUUAAAUCAUAUAUUUUAUUUUACGAUAUAAAUGCAAAAUAUAAUACGAGUCAUGUACAGUACAUUAUAUUACAAGAUAUUGUGUACACAAAUACUUGUUCUGUUAUAUAGUGAUAUUAGUACAUUUUAAGAAUUCCAGAACAGAAAUCUACUAACUAGAUUUAAUAUGUAUAUACACAAAUGUAUAUUGCUCUACUGAUAUUUUUAUCGAUAUUGCACUGAAAUUUAAUAGAAAAUGUACAUAAUUCAUACACGAUUCCUCAAUCAUCUCUUUGCAAGAUGCAAAUAUAAAAAGCAAAUUAUAUAGUGUCCAAUUUUUUAAUUUUGUUAUAGUGUUUUUUGUUAUAUUUUUAUACACUGCAAUUUUUCCUGAUCUAAUUAGUUUUUAUUAUUAUAUUUCUGUUCUAUUAAAGAGAUUCUGGUAAUUUUUAUUGUUCUUUUUUUGAAUAACAUAAAAUAAAAUUGGUUUUUGGUAGAAGCACAAAAAUGAAUUUAAUUAAUUAAGAAAUAAUGAUUUAUAUAUUUUAUUAUAUGUUGUAAAAAAAUGUACAUAUUAUUUAUGUAUAUUAUGUUCCUUGAUGUAAAUGUAUAAGAAUUUUCAAUCUGUUACGAACAAGUCAAUAUAAAUAUUUUUAUAUUUAAUAUUUUAUCGUAGAGUACAGCGAUCAUACAUCAUUGCAUAAGCUCCAAAAAAUUGAUUGAAAUAUAAUCUAGCUAUUUAUAUUUGUAUCUUAUUAUUAUGUGAAGGAUCAGUGAAUCGUAUGUAGUACUAAGUAUUUGAAUUACAACAGGUACUUCAACGAAAUGUUUGAAAAUACUUUUAGUAUUCGGUGGUAUUACUUUAUUUUUUUACAAAUAAUUGCAGACAAUUACCGUACAUAUUGUAAUCUUGUGAUAAUGAUGUUACUAUGGUCUCUUACUCAGUAGUAUAUCCGUAUAAAAAUAUUAAUAUUGAGAAUUUGCAUUAAAAUAGAAAUGAAAUCUUUUAAUCGAAAAUGUAUCAAACAAUUUUUCACAAUGCUGAUUCGAUUUCAAUGUGUCGAACUGUUUUAUUUAAAUUUCCAGGUUAUAUAAAUGAAAAAAAUAUAUUGCGUGUUAUUAUGCGGAAAAUUGUAUCGACAAGAUUCAGUGUUUUUUCAAUGUCCUUUUGAAAUAAAUCUAAAUUGUAUCUAAUGAAAUCUAAAGGAAUCAUAUAUUACACAUUCGAAUAGAAAAAAUUAUUGCUGUUUAUCGAGCGGGCACUCCUUUUAUCAUAAAUUACUCUCUCUUUCUCUUUAUCUUUAAACAUGAUAAUCACUUUGAACUAUCAUAUUAGAUAUCCGUCCGUGUACCGGGCACUAUUCGUAUAAUUAAUAACUGUAUGAAAAAGAGUUUCAUGUUAAUGCUACAUAAUAAUUUUGAAAUCGAUAAUAAUUAUAUUAAUUAUAAGAUAGACAUUGUUCUAAUAAAAUUAAACAGAAUACAUAUAAGUUGAUUUAGAACAUGGCGCAUACGAUGGAAGUUAAAAUAUAUGCAAUGAUCAUCAUUUAUUCUUGUCGAAACUUGUAGCAUGAAAAAUUUCAAUUGAUAAACAGGUCUUUCAUUGCGCAAAAUAACAUACUAUUCUGAAGUGCCUUGGAUAACACGAUGAUGGGAUAUCAGAAAAGUAAACUCAAAAAUAUAUGCUUUUCAAUGAUUAAAAUCAUUUUUAGUUAGAAAAUAGACAUCUACUUUAUGUUCUAAUCUCUAUAUUUAUUUGAAUUAUAAUGUCUAAUAAAAAGUACUAAAAUUCAUGUGUUUGUAUGUAAAUUAAGUAAUUAAAUUAUGUAAUUUUAAUAUAAUUUUUUGGAACCAACAUCGUGUCAUCUAAUAAGAAAGGUUCGUUAAUAAGCAUUUUUUUAUGCUAAAUAUUUGUGUGCUAUCAAUGAGCUUGUAAUUUAAAAAUUUUAGAAGGGAAUAUAAAAAAAAGGAGCUUAGCUUUAUUUAGAAACAAAGUAAAAAAAACAGAAAAAAGAAGAUACGACAAGAAAAAGAUAAGACCGUGCCACAUGAAUAAACAUAUCGGCAGGAACGUUGCAAAAUGUGAUUAUAAAAAUAAGCUGAUUUUAAAUAGAAAAGAACAACUUGUUACUGCAGUUUUAUUCGAUGAACAAAAUAUGCCUGACUGAUAAGAGUGUGUGCAUGGAAUGAACGAGAAAAAGAAUGAAAGAAGAAAGUUGCCUAUAAAUUAAGCGUUAUUGCGCUUUUACAUUUAUUAAUGUAACAUUACUAAUUUACAUUUACUAACUGAUUACAGGAAUAACUUCUUCCUAGUGUAACUUUUCUCAUUGCACAAGCCUUGCAAUUGUUAUGCUUACAAUUUGUGCAUGUGAAAACGACUAUUAUCAGACGUUUCAUUGUUAAAAUUAUACUUGAUACGAAGGAUCAAUGUUAUUAGAAAAAAUUUAUCAACCCCGCAGAAAAUUUUAGUAAAUCAGAAUAUAUUAAAAUAAUUUACAGUGCCAAUGUAUUCCACGAUUUUAAAACGCUGUUGAAAUCGCUGUUUUUUCAAGAUAUAUGAAGUAUCAAAUUUUUGUAAAUUAUAUACUCUAUUCGAAUAGCCAAUAUUUUAACGAUUAAAUUUUUAGUAAUGCAUUGCUUCAGACAGUAAUUUAUUUUGUUCAAGAAUAAAAAGCUCGCUUGUAAGUACGAGGAUUAUAGAUCAACCUUUCGAACUUAAUCUUUUUCAACUUGAUUUUGGUGCUACACAACAAAUGUUCGAUACUACUAUUCCAUAAAAUGUGAUGAAUAAAAAGUUAUGACUAGCAUAACUGUACCAAUGACAAUGAAAAAUUGUCGAUAAUUUAAACUGAUAUAAUUUCGUAAGAAAAAAGAUAACAUAACGAUUCACUUUGUCUCAUUUUAAAGCGUGAAGCCUAUACUUUGACAGUUGUAAGCUCGUUUUUUUUUUUCGAAGAUGAAUCUACAUUAUGUAGGCAGUGGGAAAAGCGAAGCGAUUUUUUCCAGCAUUGAACUUUGAACAUUCGGGUUAGAUGACAAUAUCUACCCUAAUA